Messenger RNA from Salarias fasciatus (jewelled blenny), 3538 nucleotides. RefSeq names its product TOX high mobility group box family member 2 (gene tox2). The coding region runs from base 66 to 1814 and encodes 582 amino acids. The record is from RefSeq and is a predicted model, not a curated record. Gene Ontology annotation, biological process: regulation of transcription by RNA polymerase II. The transcript is spliced from 10 exons. Gene Ontology annotation, molecular function: chromatin DNA binding. Lineage: Eukaryota; Metazoa; Chordata; Actinopteri; Blenniiformes; Blenniidae. Gene Ontology annotation, cellular component: nucleus.
GAGAGAAGUCGCACAGGUUUUUUUUGGAGCUACGCUUUCAUGCCGUCAGUCUUGCGGACUCUGAGAUGGACGUCAGAUUUUAUCCAGCUCCCCCUUCAAGCGUGGGUUCAUGUACGUUACCGACUGACUCCGGUUUGGACUAUUACCACUCCAACAAGAGCAGAUACGGCGCUGCAGAUCGAGGUGUGAGGCUCUACAGUUCCCUGCCCAUGCGCCCAAACCCUGACGGCAAAAGACUGCCCUCUACUGGGUUUGAUGGUGACAACAUGUAUAUGAAUGAAAACAACCACGAGUUCCUCCCGCCAAACCAGAAUUACACAGGUCAGACAGGCGGCGGUGGAGGAGGAGGCGGCGGCGGCGGCGGGACCUCGAGCGGCAACGGAACAGGGGACGAAGACUACGAGAUCCCCCCCAUCACUCCACCCAACCACCCCGAGCCCCCGCUCCUUCACCUGAUGGAGCACGACUCCACGGGCUACCUCUGUCACUCGCUGCCACACAACGGGCUCAUCAACCCGUACUCCUACCCGGAGCUGCCCACACUCAUGAUGUCCAACAUGCUGGCGCAGGACAGCCACCUCGUCUCCAGCCAAAUGCCCUCGAUGCAGGAGAUGGCUUUGCACCACCACCACCACCACCACCACCACCAACAGCAACACCAUCACCAGCACCCUGACGGCGCUCAUUAUGACCCCGCCCGUCACCACCCCCUGAUAAACAGCUCACCUCCGAUACUCCCCAAUCCCAUGAGCGCACUGUCCCAGCUGAACCCUCAGGUCAGCCGGAGCGCUCUGCCUCACGGCUCCCCCUCACCUCCCGGAAGUAAAUCGGCCACACCCUCCCCUUCAAGCUCCAAUCAGGAAGAGGAGACUGAUCCUCAUUCGAAGAUGGUUUUCCAGAUCACGGGCGAGAAGCGGCCGUCUUCAGAGAUGAUGAAGCCCAAACCCAAGCCCCAAAAAAAGAAGAAGAAGAAGGAUCCCAACGAGCCCACCAAGCCCGUGUCGGCCUACGCCUUGUUCUUCAGGGACACCCAGGCGGCCAUUAAAGGACAGAAUCCCAACGCCACGUUUGGAGACGUUUCGAAAUUAGUCGCCUCCAUGUGGGACGGACUCGGGGAGGAGCAGAAACAGAGCUACAAGAGGAAAACAGAGGCUGCUAAGAAGGAGUACCUGAAAGCCCUGGCCGCCUACAGAGCCAGUCUGGUUUCCAAGACAUAUAAUGACCCAGUGGAGACGAAAAGUGCGCAAACGAGCCAGGCGUCUCCACAUAUGAUGCCAGCCAACCCGCCCCUGUACAGCGUGCCACCUCCCCCGCAGCCGUCGUCGCCAUACCUGGGGCCCGGGGCCUUCCCCCUCACCGACCUGCAGAGCUACGCGGGACACGCCCCCCGCCACGCCCUGUCGCAGACGCUCAGCCAAUCGCAGAUGCUGCCCAGCAUUAGUGCCUCUCCCCCUUCCUCCUUCCAGAUCAGUCCGCCGCUUCACCCCCACCAGCAGCUCUCCCUGCACCAGAGCUCGCUCCUCAACCAGCCCAUCCGCAUGCAGCAGGUCCAAUCCCAGCCAAUCAUCUCUCACCAAAUGGGGCUCCAGGCCUCUCUCCACUCCCCGCCACCAGGGCAGCAGGGUUUCCCCCACCUCCAGUCAGAGUAUCAGAAGAGCAUUGGCGGUUCCCAGUCUCCAGGAGCCCCUGGUCCCGGUCCAGGCCCUGGAGUGGCUCAGACCCACGACUGGGACAGUGAAUACUGCAAUCGGGAGUGUGGCAACCACUGCAGUGGCAGCAUGAUAGGCAGGGACAAGCCACUCUACCUCACCUGAAACUGAAGAUCAUACUCUGUCGACAAAAAAAAAAAAAAAAAAAAGACACCGAGGAGUCUACUCUCAUCCCCCACGCCCCCCCCCCCCCCGGUUCCCCGAACCCUCCUCCAUUGCACAUACCGACAUGCGAUGCACACCUGACAUACAAGAACACACAGACACGCACACACACACAUUCCCAAACACACCAUCAUCACCACCACCAUCUUGUUUUUUUUUUUUUUUUGUCAAUGUAAUUAUUCUUUUUCCUCAGUUUCUAGACUUUGUGACCAGAGCUUUUUGACUAGAUGACUACUGUCUGUACCACUUAAUGUAUUAGCAGUCUUCUUGCUGUUUAAAUUUGCCAAGCACUUAUAAAAGUCUCUCCCCCUCUUCCUCCUCCUCUUCCUCUCUGAGUUGUGCGUCUCGGCCCUCUCCGACACAGGCGGGUUACAGGAGCACUCCUCCAGCGUGUCACCAUCGCAGUCCCCUCAGGGACCCCAUCCAGCUUUAAUUAGAGUGAGACAAAAAAGUAAUACUCUUCCUCUUUGUUAAUUAUUUUAUUCUAAUUUUUUUUUUCCCCGCUCUUCUCUUCAGUGUUGUUGUUGCUGUUUUAUUUAUUUCUGGCUUGCUAAGUUUGUUUUUCCUUUUUAUUUUAUUUUUUCAUUUUCUAUUUUGCCAAUAAGCGAGGGGCCCCGUACUGUAGAGAAAUAUUAACUUCUAGUAGGUUCAGCACAGGCCUUGGUGUUAUGGUAGCUUUGCUUAAGGGCCUGCAGAUUAAUACAAAAAGUUUAGGCAGGGAGGAAAAACAAAACAAAACAAAAACAAAAAAAAAAAAUAGAAAUCUUUUUUUAAUAUUGAAGACCUGUUGAGGUCUACCGAGCUGUCACAGUGUGAUUGUAAAUAUCACUUUUACGGGAUCAAAUUGGGAAUUGGAAGUCCAGACAGAUCUGUUUCUUCAAUCUUACAUGUAAGUCAUCGUGUGUGCGUGCAUGUGGCGCGAGUGCGAGUGCGUGCGUGCGUGCGUGCGUGCGUGCGUCUGGACGUUUGAAUGUACUGCAUUCAUGACGUGUGCAGUCGGGUAUGUGUUGCAACGUGCACGGACACACACACCCGUGCGCGGAGUGUCGAGUCCUUCUCGUGAAUUUUAACAGCCCUGUGCAGCUGGAUUUCAGAGGAGUAUUUCACACUCUCCUUCUUGCAUUAAAUCUGUGCUCACUGGUGUGUUUUUUUCCAAUAAAGUUCAAUCUAAAAACUGAAUACACAAUAUGUGUCCUGCAGAUCAUUAAAUGGAAAGAGAGAGAGGGAGAGCCAGGUGAGAGAUAGAUGGAAAAAAAAAAAAAAAGAGAAAGAAAUGCUGUGAGAUAAAAUGAGAUGUAAUGUUGCAGGUUGAGAGAGAGAAAAAAAAAAUAAAAAAAAAAGAGAGAGAAAAGAUGCCUCAAAAUGCCUGCCCCUCCUCGGGUUCUUCUGUCUCACCAUAAUGUCGGUUUUUUUUGUCCCCUCGACAUACAGAAGUGAAGUAACGAAACAUGUGAAUGGAGCCAUCACAUCCACAUUAUACAGUGAUUUUUAUAAGUUUCUAGUUGGUGUUUGGUUGUGUUGAGAUCAUCUUUUUAACUUGUGUGAUUAACAGAAAUGCAUUUUUUUUUUUUUUUUGCCGACGACGACAUCUCGUUUUUAUCUCUUACGUGUAGCAUAACUUCAGUUUUAGUUGCUGCAGAAACUAUAACAUUUUAAGUUGUGUA